Messenger RNA from Zalophus californianus (California sea lion), 400 nucleotides. Its product is annotated as endothelial differentiation-related factor 1-like. Gene Ontology annotation, cellular component: nucleus. The record is from RefSeq and is a predicted model, not a curated record. The transcript has a single exon. Gene Ontology annotation, molecular function: DNA binding. Bases 2 to 400 code for a protein of 132 amino acids. NCBI's taxonomy places the organism in Eukaryota, Metazoa, Chordata, Mammalia, Carnivora, Otariidae.
CAUGGCCGAGAGCCACUGGGACAUGGUGACAGUGCUGUGCAAGAAGGGCCCCACGGCCGCCCAGGCCAAGUCCAAGCAGGCCAUCUUAGCAGCUCAGAGACGAGGAGAGGAUGUGGAGACUUCCAAGAAAUGGGCUGCUGGCCAGAACAAACAGCAUUCAAUCACCAAGAACACGCCCAAGCUGGACCGGGAGACUGAGGAGCUGCACCAUGACCAGGUGACCCUGGAGGUGGGCAAGGUGAUCCAGCAGGGCCGGCAGAGCAAGGGGCUGACUCAGAAGGACCUGGCAACGAAAAUCAACGAAAAGCCGCAAGUCAUUGCAGACUACGAGAGUGAACGGGCCAUUCCUAAUAACCAGUUUCUGGGCAAAAUCGAGAGAGCUAUCGGCCUCAAGCUCUAG